Messenger RNA from Procambarus clarkii (red swamp crayfish), 9462 nucleotides. RefSeq names its product GMP synthase burgundy (gene bur). Gene Ontology annotation, cellular component: cytosol. The record is from RefSeq and is a predicted model, not a curated record. NCBI's taxonomy places the organism in Eukaryota, Metazoa, Arthropoda, Malacostraca, Decapoda, Cambaridae. Gene Ontology annotation, molecular function: GMP synthase activity; GMP synthase (glutamine-hydrolyzing) activity; ATP binding. Gene Ontology annotation, biological process: GMP biosynthetic process.
GAAGAGGGUUGAGGGCGGGGUGCGCACGGCGCUGCUCCUCUCCUGCGGGAAGGGGACGUUUGCCUCCAGUCUGUGUUGUACUCCCGCCGUCCUCCUUCACUCCCGAAAUCGUGGUCUUCCCGUGGGACUUGUAUAAGACAGUUAGUGGGGAGUCGUGAGGAGCUAUACUGUCCUGCCAGCAGUGUUGUCAUUGAGAGCACAUGAAUGUUUAUACAUUGAAGUAGACAAGUUCUUGUAGCCAAGAUAUCUACAUGCUACAGUCGUUGGUCCACGUUUGAUGUUGCCCACUUUCAUUUGGGAAUGGGAAAGAGAAGACUCUGCAAGGGCUUCAAAACUCUCUGUGUAGUGCCGGCUGGCGUGGUGUGGGUGCAGGCAGGGUAGUGGGAGCAGCAGCAACGGCAGCCACAACAGCAACGAGGAAACCACCGCCAUGAAUGGAUCAGUAGGAGAACGUGUUGCCAUUUUAGAUGCUGGGGCCCAGUACGGGAAAGUCAUUGACAGACGUGUCCGGGAACUUAAUGUUGAGACAGACAUCCUACCUCUCGACACUCCGGCAUAUACUCUUAAAGAAAAGGGAUAUAGAGCCAUAAUAAUAUCUGGCGGUCCAAGUUCAGUGUAUGCUGAAGAUGCUCCACGUUAUGACUCGGACAUUUUCAAAAUAAACGUACCUGUAUUAGGAAUUUGCUAUGGGAUGCAGCUUAUUAACAAGGAGUUUGGUGGAACAGUAUUAAGAAAAGCUACAAGAGAAGAUGGCCAGUAUACAGUCGAAGUUGAUAAUUUUUGUCAUAUAUUCAAGUAUUUGGGGGUGAAACAAAAUGUACUGCUCACUCAUGGAGAUAGCGUAGACAAGGUAGCCGACGGGUUCAAGGUAGUUGCCACGUCAGGGAACAUCAUCGCUGCCAUUGCAAAUGACAAGCUUCGCCUCUAUGGGGUUCAAUUUCAUCCGGAGGUUGAUCUCACCGAGCAGGGCGUGACGAUGAUGAGGAAUUUCCUGUAUGAAAUCAGUGGGCUCUCAGGAACAUACACACUCCAAAAUAGAGAACUUCAAUGUAUAAACCAUAUCAAAGAACAUGUAGGAUCUAAUAAAGUCUUGAUGUUGGUGAGUGGAGGCGUAGACUCCACAGUGUGUGCAGCUCUCCUACACAAAGCUCUGUCGGAGGAGCAGGUUAUAGCAGUUCACAUUGACAAUGGCUUCAUGAGGAAGAAUGAGUCUCUACAAGUGGAACAGUCACUCCGAAAACUUGGCCUUAAACUCAGGGUGAUCAAUGCAAGACAUCAGUUCUAUGAUGGAGUUACAAGCAUACCUGUCGACUGCACUGACCCCAUGGGUAGAAAGCGUGUUACCAACUUAUUAUGUAUGACGUAUUGUCCCGAAGAGAAGCGAAAAAUUAUUGGAGACACUUUUAUAAAGGUUGCCAAUGAGCUGAUGGCGGAAAUGAACCUGAGAACGGAGGAAGUAAUGUUGGGUCAGGGCACAUUGAGACCAGAUCUCAUUGAGUCCGCUUCUUCAAUGGUCUCUGGAAAUGCUCAGAACAUAAAAACGCACCACAAUGACACAGAUCUUGUUCGGGUCCUCAGGGUACAAGGCAGGGUAGUGGAACCACUAAAAGAUUUCCACAAAGAUGAGGUUCGGCACAUUGGUCGUGAUUUGGGACUGUUGGAAGAAUUCGUUCAGCGUCAUCCAUUCCCAGGUCCUGGCUUAGCUAUUAGAGUAUUAUGUGCUGAUGAAGCAUUCAUGGAGAGGGACUUCUCAGAAACUCAAGUUGUCCUUAAAGUUGUUGUUGAUUAUGCAGCCAGUGUACAAAAGAAACAUGCACUUUUAAACCGGAUAGAAAACUGUACAUCGGAAGAAGAACGGCACGAGCUACACCGAAUCUCUCUGAGUCAGACGUUAUAUGCUACUCUCCUACCUGUGAAGUCCGUCGGAGUUCAGGGAGACUGCCGAAGUUACAGCUAUGUAUCUGCCCUCUCCUGUGACUCAGAGCCUGUAUGGGAAGAUUUGGUCGUACUAGCACGUCUUAUACCCAAAAUCUGCCACAACAUCAAUCGAGUGUGCUUUGUAUUUGGUGGUGCUGUUAAAGAUCUCGUGCAAGACGUCACUCAGACUAAUUUAACCCCCGGCGUUCUUGCCACAUUAAGACAAGCAGACUUUCUCGCCAAUCAGGUACUGGCAGAGUCGGGAUUCACCGAGAAGUUGGCACAAAUGCCCAUAAUAUUAAUACCUGUACAUUUUGACCGAGACCCGGUGACACGUUUGCCUUCCUGCCAGCGGUCGGUGGUGCUGAGACCCUUCAUCACUCAUGACUUCAUGACUGGUAUACCUGCACUGCCAGGCAAACACAUCCCAGUAGAGCUUGUAAACAAGAUGGUAGCAGAAAUACUUGGGGUUCCAGGCUUAAGUCGUGUGCUCUACGACCUUACUUCCAAGCCACCAGGAACCACUGAAUGGGAGUGACAAAUUUAGCAUCAUAAUUAUCAGCCAUUAUUAAAUAGCUGAAGAUAAAGUUGACAGAGGACUUUGUCCAACCUGUUAAAAAUCCAUUGGUUGCCUUGGAAGAGUGGAAGAUUGGCAAGAGAGACCAAGGUGAAUUCAACCAUAACUCAGGUCAGGAUCAGAGCAAAUCCAGCAAACCUGACACAUCAAAGUGUGCAGGACAAGAUUUGAAUCUGCUCAGUAGUUGACUGCCACAAGUGAAAAGGUAGAGAGAACCAUAUUUUGUGUUUGGAGUUCAAAAUAAAUACCAGAAAACUAAUUUAUCCUUUAAUAAUUUUUCAGUGACCUAUAUUAGGGAUUUUCACCAUAAUGAGGACAGUGUAUGCCAUGGUCACACUGAACCCGAUCCCCAUUACUGCUUGUACUCGGACAAUCCUUCGUACGCUUCCGGGCAUAUUCCUUGUUUUUGCUCGGCCUUCAUUAUCUGCUAUUACUUAUUUAAAGCACAGUCUUAAUUUCUUGGCUAAUGAGUCAGUACUGGUGAACCUUGUGUUGUGUUGGGCCAGAAGUGACAACCAGAGAGAAAAGCCGAGGUGUGCCCUGAGCAGUACUGUCGGUAGACACUGGUAGCUCAACGUGGCUGUGAUGACGUGGCUGGUUGCUGUCAUGUGUGAAGCAGGUACUGGGGGAGCAGCAGUGAAUUAUUUAUUAAGUUGUGAGACAUGUCCAAAUUAAUAUUCCAGCCCGUUUAAUUUGCGUUGAUAUUAAUCUUCAUAGUGAUGGUAUUGUCAUGAAGUUUUGGCUGUUUCAGUGUCAUUGCAAGAUAUUUGAUAAAGUUGCAGUGGAAUGUAAUUAAACUAUAUAUACAGAGUAUACUGCAUAACAUGGGUGUUUUGGCUUCAUCCAUAACAAGAAAAAACAAGAUUUCUUGUCUCGACAGGAAUUUUGUUUCUUUUCGGUUAAAUAUAUAGGGAGAUUGAAAUCUAAAAAUUAAUAAUUUAGAUCAGAAAUUAUCUAUGCCUAUUGUUUAGAAUUCAUAAUUGUACAUUGUCUUUAGGAGGAUAUUUUAAUGAAGCCAAGGGGAUGGUGUACACUGAAAAGUAAUGCUCUCCGAGCUGUUGUGUAAAUUUCUUUUCUUUUCUUUUCUGAUAGUCAAAAUCCUAAGUUAUCCUGUGUGAGUGGGUGGGUGAAAGAUCUGCUAAUCAUAUCAAAUGAAAUAAAUCAGGUCAAACCUUACUAAAGUCAAUAUAUAAGUAUCAAGUGGGAUUUUUUUCUGUGGGGAGCCCUGUCUGCUCCCUGAAGGUAUCCAAACUGACAUGUGCCAUAUUAGUUUGGUGUCAUCAGUCCUGGGAGUUCUGUAUGCCCACCAGAGAUGAGAGCCAGAACCUGGUCCACUCAGAGAGGCACGGGGAGCAAGGGCCAUUAUGAGUGCACUACAUUUAGAGUACUGUAUGUCAUAUUUCUGAAUAAUACUCCAAACUUAAUGGUAUAUCUCCCAGUCUAGUACUCUUGACAUAAGGGUGUGGCACACAGUAAACCCCUCACGACAACGCACUGAAGAAAUGAAGUGUAGGAAGGAAGACUAGAAAAAUCGAGUUUACUCGAUAAUAGUCUACACAGGCAGUUGACAAAAUCUCUCUCGGAUUGUUAAAUGGCAACACUCCUGAAAUUAAUAUCACCUGGCAACUUUUCACCGUCGCCCAAAAUCGCCCGUAUACGGCUGUCUCGUAAACACUAAUAUCACUUAACAUAGAUAUAUUAUAAUGCCUUUUCAAUAGUUGUAGUCUUUAAACCACUGCCUAAUCCAUUCCAAGAUAUAAAUCACUGGUACCUCAUAAUUACUAUAAUACUGCUUAACUCCAAAGACAUAUCACAUGCAAUUCAUGGUUCACAUUAUUUAUGUACAACCUUUCCUAACACAAAGGGAAAAUGGGAAGGGGCAAAAUUAUCUACCUUAUUGACCGAUACUGCAGGUCGUAGAUUCAGCGUUGCACUGAGAGGCUCCUCGUAGAUUCAGCAUAGGGGCGUCAAGUGGCUCCUAGUAGAUCCAUGACAACCGAGGGCAUCCUUCCCAACCGUGAUGUCAGUUCACUCUCUCUUUGUCGGAUGCCGCUCCUACACCUGGCAUUCCUCCCCAGAUGACAGGUUGAGACUGCUGUUGCCUGGCUCACCCAGACUAACACACUUGAUGCACUGGUCCACUGCCUCACAUGCAGGCUCAUCCCAUGGGUAAACGAUUGUUGAAUUUCAGAAGACCAGGACUGCUACUGCUUCGGCUCCUCUAAGCUUCCAACCUGUGCAAUCCGCAGGAAUGUCCAACACACCUCCCAGUGCCGCUUCACCAAUUUACUCGGGGUCUCUGUCGGCACCGAGCCCUUGGUGUCGUACUCACACCAAAAAAGCUGCCACAAUACCCCCACAGGAGUCGACAGGUCUUCCUCUUCGUUGGUACACGUCGGCUGCCCAAAUUGCACCACUCUGGAGGCCUAUAUCUAUCGCAAGCAUCUGAUCGCUAGAUCGCACAUCUAUUCGGAUUCAAACCUGGUAGCACGUGAUCUCAAAUCUCUUGCUUCCUGCAGGGAGUGUCUGCUGUUGUGCCUACGUGAUGCCAUUGGUCUGCCCAGCCAAGCCCCUGUCGCCGACCAAUCACACCUCGGCUGACGCUGUACUCAGAAUGCACCAGAGGGCCUUGCCCUCAGCAGGAAUCCUCGCCUCGCUAUGCCAUAUUUAUAUGAAGGAGACGCCUGAUAGCCUCAUCCCAAAUAAAACUAAAAUCGGUAUUUCUCCCAAAUGCACCUCAUGCUUCCUCUCAAGUGUAAUAAAAACAAACUAAAAUACUACUAGUUAUGUACAAACAGGGAAUUAUGACACUUAUAUUCAGGAAUAGGGGAAUACAGGCUGGAAGUCUGUAACAGUGCUCACUCCAGCUCGUGCACGUGCCUAUAUGUACUCACCUAGUUGUGCUUGCGGGGUUGAGCUCUGGCUCUUUGGGCCUGUCUCUCAACUGUCAAACAACCUUCUUUUGUUUUUAACACGCUCACCCAGGAAGCAGCUGUCUAACUUCCUGGUACCUAUUUACUACUUGGUGAACAGGAACAUGAGGGUGAAAGAAACUGCCCAUUUGUUUCCACCUCCGCCGAGGAUUGAUCCGCGGACCGUAGGACUGCGAAUCCCGAACGCUAUACGCUCAGCCGUCGGGGCCUCCUAUGUGCUUACUCCAGCUCGUCCACAGCCUGUAUGUGCUCACUCCAGCACACACACGUGCCUGUUGUGACAGGUCUUGGCCCCCAACUAGGUAUUCUGACAGUCGCCAAUUUCCACUCGGGCGUACUCUGUCAUGAGAGGAGUCAAUGUCCCUCUAGAGCUAUCGACGGUGUCCGCCCUGGAGUUCUGCAGCACACACUACAGCUCCUCACUGAUGGGGGGCCUUACUCCCUCCCACUAGGUGCCACUUCACCUUUGGGAGUACCUCAGUCGACCUACAUAGCAGAGUUCACACUGAACCCAGCCUUGCACCCCAUAGAGAGUGAGGUAACUCACCCACUCCCUAGUUUCCUUGCUGGAGUGUCUGUGGACACGGAAACUCGAGGUUUACCCAGGUCAAGUUGCCCACCUAGUAGGUUAAUCACAAGGUUGCCAACUUGACUUGCCUUCCUCUAUGGUCAAGUAAUACUUCCAACACAGUGGUAUGUCACAGCUCUAUCUAGUGCUUCUUCAACAGUAGUGUGGUGCACAGUAAACUCCACGACAACACAAAAGCAAUGAGGAGGAAGGAAACCUGGUAAAAUUAUAAUUUGUUUACUAAUAAUAGGCUUCACUAUACUGGUCUGUAACAACCUCUUCAAAUCAGUUCGAUGGCAACACUUGCAAUUAGUCACAAUAUCUGGCAAAACUUCAAUGUUUCCAAAUCGACCGUUGUGAGGCUAUCUCUUAACCAAAACUUAUAUCAUGUGAAUAAAUAUAUUUUAUAAUGCCUCUUCAAUAGCAUGUAGCCUUCAAAUCACUAUUAAACCAACUCACGAAAACAUAAUCAAUAGUACACAAUAAUUAAUAAUAGUAAUACUGCUUUAUAUCCGGUGUCACUCCUCUCUGUUUCUGAUAAUCACCUUGCUUGUAUAUAACACCUUUCCUAACACAAGGGGGAAAAUGGGAGGGCAAUUUAACUACCUUAUAGAUCGUAGACUUGACAGGUCGUAGGCACGCAGGGUAGCUCUUUCUUCACAGCCACAACGUUGAGAUGUUGCCUUGUAGGUGAGCAACUCCUCAUUUGGCACGGACUGUUGCAUAUACUACUAGAGUAGUCCCUUGGUGCCGCUCGCUCCACGAAGUGUUCCUCGCUAGAUGUUAGGUGGAAACUGAUGUUGCCUGGCCUAUCAAGACUACUACACUCCCCAUACUGGUCCACCGCCUCUCACGUAGCUUUGUGGUGUGGAUUCUUCUCCCACGUAAGCGGUUGUUAGAUUGCCCCGGACCAGGACUGCUACCAAAUAUUUUCCACACAGCUUCACCGUCGUGCACGGCCUGCAGGUGGAGAGAGAACCCCCCUGCCUCUCAAAUUUACCGCAGGAGCGCUGUUGUCACCAAGGCUUAGGUCUCAUCUUCCACAAUCCAACUGUAUCUCGCACUCCCUUGGGAGUCGACAGGCUUCCCUCUUUGUUAGCACACGAUAGCUGAUAGAAUUUACCUUCUGGUAAAUUCUAUCAGCCUAUACUUCUGUAGAACGAGUAAUCAAUUGAGCGCACCUCUGCUCAGCAGGACCCAUGGUAGCGAGUGACUCAGAUCUCUCACCUUCUCUGCAGUGACGUCUGACGUCUUGCUAUGUCACACCCGGGGUGAGACUCCAUUGGUCAACCUGGCCAAGCCCCCGCCGCCGACCUAUUGCACCACACUUAUCACUGUACCCAGCAUGCACUGGGGUUUUGCUCAAAGUGGGAAAGUGCUCUCUUAGGAGCUGCUCUGGCAUUUGAUGAUGGAAUCAUCUCCAAGCCUCACCCGGAUUAAACUUAAAAUCGAUAUUUCUUCUAACUGCAACACCUUGCGUCCUUUCAAUUGUCACUAAAUCGACUAAAACCUCUUCUAGAUAAAUACAGAUAGGGCAGUAUGACUGAUAUGUGGGAAUAGGGGAAUACAGGCUGAACUCUGUAACACUGUAUGUGCUCACUCCAGCACGCACAUGUGUCUACUUGUAAAUGUGCGCAUGCCAGUAUGUACACACACUGCACGAAAAGACGUUACAAAUUUUCUAGUCAGAGGUCUAUCCUUUUUUCUUCUGUGGCUUGUACGUAAUUACCAGUAAUUGCUUUUGUUUUAUGCCGUGGUAAAGGUAUUCACUUACAUUUUAUUUGGUGUAAAGUAGUACUUUACAGUUUCACAAAUGCUUGCUGGAUUUGUAUGUAAAAUUGAUUUAAGAAAUAUUGUCAAAGUUUCCAGAGAACAUGUAUGUAUGAGCUCAAUAUGUAUCGCUUUCGCACUUCUUAUUCAAACACGUGCACGACUUAUUUCCAGUGCUGGAUAGUGGGCUGGAGAGUGGUUUAUUGAAGUGUGUGGCACAUUCCACGAAGAGUGCCUUGUGUAUCAAGAAACUUUCCACGAGUCAUGGGUUUGCCAGAAUUUGUAAUUUCAUAUUCUUUUUCCAUGCUUGAGGUGCCAAGUCCUGUAACAUGGUUUGUGUACAUGUACGUAAUACAGUGCUAAGGUGUUAACACAAUACCAUCAGCCAGAAGUGUUUGGUGACACCAUGUGUGUGUCCACUGCUGUGGCUCAUGGGGAAGGCAUCAUGCUUAGUCUCCUCAAACCUAGUGAGGUUACAUCCUAUUGUGGGAACCAUGAAGGGGGCAACAUCUCGAACACAGCCUUUGUUUGAAAACCUUAAGUUUGACCUUGUAUGUUGCUGCACAGACCUGCCACUUUCCAAAAUUAGGAAAGGCCUUAUUCAGUGCCUGUGCCAAAGUUCCCAGACCAUUAAAUCCAUUGAUCUCUAAUGGCAUAACCCCUCUCUCAUCAAAAAAUUAAAGUUUAAAAUUUAUUGCCCAUGUGUGUUAUUUGGGAAUUGUCUUCAUGACCUGCUGUAACUUUUGGUAUGAGUGUUAAUGUUAGUACAGUAUUGUCCUUAAAUUAGUAUUUUUUAAAAGCUGAAAGUGGAGUGUGUUUACUUCUGAGGUGUACAACACAUUGUUGGUGAUUGUUACACAUGACAAACCCUAACCGUACAGUGUAUGCCAUGCCCCUUGUUUACCACCAUUAUUUCUCCCUUGUGUUGUAUGGCUAAAUGCUUAUUAUAUAUCUUAAUUAGGUUAUACCCAAUUUAGCACAAUGUGAUUUUAUUAGUUAUUUUCAUCAGUGAAACCUUUUGUAUAUUCUGAAAUUAAUGAUUAUAUUUCCUGUUUAAAUGUAUUAAGUCCACAAAUGCUUUAAAGCAAUUAAAUGUUUGUGUCACUUGUUAAAGUUUUAUAAUUUUAUUUAUACUGUAUAUUUUUUGUUAAAUAAAAAUGUAAAACACAUUUUGUAUCGAUGCUGCAGAGAUACUCUUACAGAAUGAUAAUCCACUAUAUACAAUUUGGAAUUUCCUAAGCAUCUUCAAAUUACACAUUUGAUUUAUUGCUUAAAUUUUGUUUGUCAGGUUACUGGAUUACCAAAUUAACUGAUAUACAAAUUGAAAUAUAUGGUUCAAAAUGUUAAACUUGGCCCCCUAAGUGUACACUCUUGUUAGUUUGCUGCCAUAUGAUCUCAAGUACUUUGCCUGCCGCUUCAUUUUACAAGUGACCUUAUACUUCAAGUGUUGGGCAGUUAUUUCAGCCUGUGUGUAAUAUCUUGCAUGAUUCACUUUUGUGGAACAAACCAAUUGAAUAUUUUAAUUUGACAGUCAAGCAUGUAUUGGUAAUUUUGAAUCAUUAUGGUUUACUUUGGUAAAUUGUAUGAAUGUUACAUUGGUGAAUUACUUGUAGCACCUCCCCCAGGGUGACCAUCUGGAACCUGUUUCAGUUUGUAUUUAUUUGAUAAUAUUAUAAAACAUUUUAAAAAGGCUAUCA